CAACAACCUUUUAUAGCCACCAAGAUGCUGUUCUUCAGUUUCUUCAAGACUCUUGUCGACCAAGAGGUAACGGUUGAGCUCAAGAACGACAUCCAGAUCCGCGGAACGCUGAAGUCAGUCGAUCAAUACCUCAACAUCAAGCUCGACGAUAUCAGUGUGGUGGAGGAAAUCAAAUACCCCCAUCUUUCGUCCGUCAAGAACGUAUUCAUCAGAGGAAGUGUGGUGAGAUAUGUCCACCUACCAGGUGCCGUCGUGGAUACCCAGCUACUAGAGGAUGCAACAAGAAGAGAAGCAGCCCAACAAGCAUCGAAAGCGAAAGCAGCAUAAAUGAGGUUAUGGGCGAGGAUUUUGGCAUAGGAAUCCAAGGGCCAUGUGGCAACAGCUGCAACUGCAUAGCUUGUGGCAAGCUUGUAUACUGGAUCACAGGAGGACCCUCUGGGAUAUGAUAGAACUGUGAUAGUGAGGCAAUGUGGCCAUUAGAACAGGGUAUGGAGUUAGGCGUCCCUGGCCGGGCUGCUUGAAUUUCGCCUGGGAUGCAAACGGAUACCCAGAGUCUCACGGGACAUGGCUUCCUUUGAAGCUCUGAUAUAUGAAUGAUCAUGCAAACGCCAUUGAAC
This is a messenger RNA of Pseudogymnoascus verrucosus, 617 nucleotides long. It is a transcript of the gene LSM2, whose product is annotated as U6 snRNA-associated Sm-like protein LSm2. Gene Ontology annotation, cellular component: Lsm1-7-Pat1 complex; catalytic step 2 spliceosome; U6 snRNP. Gene Ontology annotation, molecular function: RNA binding. The record is from RefSeq and is a predicted model, not a curated record. Bases 25 to 327 code for a protein of 100 amino acids. The transcript is spliced from 4 exons. Gene Ontology annotation, biological process: mRNA splicing, via spliceosome. Lineage: Eukaryota; Fungi; Ascomycota; Leotiomycetes; Thelebolales; Thelebolaceae.